Messenger RNA from Chironomus riparius, 2255 nucleotides. NCBI's taxonomy places the organism in Eukaryota, Metazoa, Arthropoda, Insecta, Diptera, Chironomidae. The record is from the annotation of a GenBank genome assembly.
UUUUUUCUGUCCAUAAUAAAAAAUAAAUAUUACCUUAAUUAAGGCAUUUUAAAGUGAUAGAAAUAGAUAAUUAAGUGACUAAUAGUAUGUGCUAAUCGUGCAUAUAAUUAUUUUUAAGGAAUUCAUUCAUAACAAGGAUUUAAUUAAGUUUUUCACAAUUUGCUGUCUACACAAGAAUUUUCAUAUUUUUAAGGCGAUAAUCCAAUUAGAUCCUACAUUCCAAAGGAUAUAAAAUCAGUUUCUUAUAAAACUCAUCAAAUUAAAUCCACAAAAAUGGACGGAUUUUUUGUAUUUGACUUGUCUAAUGACUUGGUCUUCAAAUACAGCAAUGAGUUAAUGAAUGACAAGCUGAUAAAUAUUGGACGAAAAAUCGGAAUUAUUAAUAGCGAGGAACAGAGGGAAACGCCAAUUUCAUAUGACGAGCUAAUUCACAUAUUUAAUCCGUUACUUGCUAAUCUCCGAUUUAUGCUAAUCCAGUUUGAUAAUUCAUUUAAUUAUGUUAAAUGCAAGCACGGUUUUAAUAUGGUGUUUGAUGAUGAAAGUUUUGGAUUCCUGCUCAUUACAAUUAGUGACACUAAAAAUAUUGAACAAAUGCAGAGAUCACAAGGAGUUUAUAAGGAAUUCAUGAAGCAUCUUGUUGGACCAGCAGUUCUUCAGUUCAAAACUGACAAUAAAUCUGCUGAAUUAUUAACAAGAUUAAUAAUUAAAUGGAAUGAAAUGUACUAUGAGAACAUUGAUAUAUGCUUAGAAGCUAUAGAGCAACUUGCUAUUAAUAAUGAUGUCAAAAAGACAAGCUUAGUGUCAAUCCUAGAACAAUCUGUUGACAAAUUAAAGCACGACCAUCAUUUCCAAAGAAGUCAUGCAAUUUUGUUUUACGAAAAUAAAUUUCUUUCAAUGUUCUCGUCACGCACAACCCAUCACAUGUUGAUUCCAGCAGACAUAUUCUUCUUAAAUCUGUACUGUCAAUCAAUUAAAAUGAGUGAGAAAAUUGAAACGACAUUAAUGUUUAUGAGAGGAUCACAUAACAGUUGUGUAGCUUAUAAAGUCAUCAGAAUUGCUAUCGACGACUAUAUUACAUUAAUAUUAUUGUCUGAAUUUGCAAGCACAGUCGUAUCCUCUAAUCUGUACGAAUCGUUUUUAUUAUUAAACAAAAUCAAAGUCCUUCAAGCACAACAAGAUCUUGACAGUUUAGUUAUAGAAACUGACAAGUUAGACAAGUGCAUUAAGCAUGUCAUUGAGACGAAAAAGAAGACAAAGCACAAUAGUCAGGAGAUGGAGGAAUGUGUGAAAAACUACCAAAAUAAAUACGAAAUAUUUCGAAAAAAGUAUAUGGAAAUGCUGAAAUUAAUGGACAAGACAAAAUUGAUUAGUGUUGAAUCAUAUUUUCCAUGUUUUAUGGAAGCGACAAAGGAUCUUUACAAAUUGACAUUCUUUACUGAACAUUCCAAAACAAUUUCACAUGAACAAGAGAAAGCUCUCUUAAAUACAGCAGCAUUUGCGACAGAAAAGAUUUUAAAAGUCGCAGAAUUUGAUAAAAUUAAGGCAAAGAAUAAUUUAGCAUUGAAUUCCUACCUCGAAGACUUUGCUGGCUUAAUUUACUUCAUUUUUGUUGAUCGACAACGUGGGUCCUGCAUUUAUCCAGAUCUUGGACGAACUGUUGCAGAGACGAGUCCUCAAAUCAGGACUAAAGUUUGGGAAAUGAUUGAUACAGCCAGAAACUAUCUUCAGAAUGGACAGACUACUGUAAUUUGGAAGGACUUUGCUUUCAGCUAUCAUUAUAGUCUGUGGUUUGAGGAUGCAAAUGGACAGAGUUUGAAGCCAAAGGAUCAGAGCAGCUUUGCACCGAAACAGAAUUUGGUGCCAGGAAUUAUGGCUCAUGACUUUUAUCUGAAAUUAAUCGAGACACUCUUUCCAAAAAUCAGCAAUGGAUUAAACAAAAUCAAGAUCUUCGAACUUUUCACGAUACAUUUAGGACUCGUUAAUCCUCAUUUACAGCUCGAGCAUUCAAGAAGAUUAAUUGCUACAAUCUCAGACGAAAUGAUAAGCAAUAAUUUAUUCGAUUUGUUAUAAAAAAAUCCCAAAAGAAAAAGUCUCACGAUAUUCAAUAUAAAAUGAAGCUAUGAAUGGAAAAGAAGCCAAAGAAAGCCAAAGUCAUGCUAAAUUGUUAGAAUCAUGUUUAAAUUAAACUUGACAAUGUGUUUAUCUAUAAUGUGCAAUAUAAUUUGCUAUGUGUCAAUAAAACUGCAAUCUUUGAA